AUGACUAUACUCUAUCUUUUUCUUCUUUCACUUUUCUUUAUUUUUAACUUGUUGCCUUCUAUCUUUUCGUUUCUUUCUAUGAUUCUUCUGUUUUUGAUAUCUAUAUUUUUCUUUCAUUUUGUAUUCUCUUUCUUUUUCUAUAUUUUACCCAUUACCAUGUUCUUUUUUUUUAUUGUUCUUUUUAUUUCUUUUCCCAUUCUUCAUUUUCCUACUUCUCAUCUGUAUUUCCAUUGUAUCAUAUUUCAGUUACCAUUUUUUCCUGUUUUCUCUAUUUCUCUCUCUUUUUCCAAAAUAUUCCUUUUUUUUUCUUCUCCAUUUUCUUUUCUUGUGUUUCUUUACACUAAACUAGUUUAUCUUAAUUUUUCUACUUCCCUUUAUUUUAUACUCCUUGUGUUUCAUUUUUCUUUCUUUUCCUCUUCAUUUCUUGUUGUCUCUUUGUGCUGUUUUUGCUUUCUCUUUUUUCCUAUCUUACUUUCACUUUCACUUUUUUGUUCUUUGUAUCUUUCUCUUUCUCUCCUUCCAUCACUUUUUUUUCUCAUCUUCUUUUCUUUAUUACUUUCUUUCUGUCAGUUUUCUUUUCUUUCUUUUUUCCUUAUCAUUUUCUUUCUAUCAGUUUUCUUUUGUAUUUUUUUUCUUUAUUAUUUUUUCUGA
Molecule: messenger RNA, 651 nt
Organism: Acanthosepion pharaonis
Lineage: Eukaryota; Metazoa; Mollusca; Cephalopoda; Sepiida; Sepiidae
Source: the annotation of a GenBank genome assembly